AUGGAAACAGGCGUGUGGAUGCUAGUGGUGGAAAACAGUGAGGGAAAUGGAGACAAUCCGUGGCAGAGGACGGGCGCCGCCGCCGCGGACAUGGACGAGAUGGUGGCUGCCAUGGUGCUGACGAGCUUGUCCUGCAGCCCGGUGCUGCAGAGCCCCCCGGCCGGCGACAGCGGCGGCCCCCCGUCGCGGGCGCCCUGCGACCCCUGGAAGGAGAGCGGCGACGUGUCGGACAGCGGCAGCAGCACCACGAGCGGGCACUGGAGCGGCGGCAGCAGCGACGCGUCGGGCGCCGGCGGCAGCCCCAAGCACUCGAGCGAGGCGCCGGGCUCGCCGCCCCGCGACGACGGCUUCGACACCGACUGCGACCCGCUGCUGCUCGCCGAGCCCGCGCCGCGCAAGAGGAAGAACUCGCUCAGGGUGCUCUACAAGUGCCUGUGGCCCGGCUGCGGCAAGGUGCUGCGCUCCAUCGUCGGCAUCAAGCGGCACGUGAGGACCCAGCACCUCGGUGACGGCGCCGACUCGGAGCAGCGCAAGCGGGAGGAGGACUUCUACUACACGGAAAUGCAGGUGAAGGAAGAGGCCGCUGUGGAGCCGACCGCCAGCCCCACGUCGCCGUCGGCCCCCGCCGGCCUGCAGGGCAAGCUGGAGGUGCCGCUGCCGGAGGCGCCGCUGCCGGAGGUGCCGGGCAGCGCGCUCAGCCAGUCGGCGCCCAGCUCCUUCUGGCACAUCCAGGCGGAUCACGCCUACCAGGCCUUGCCCUCCAUCCAGAUCCCGGUGUCCCCGCACAUCUUCACCAGCAUCAGCUGGGCCACGGCCACCUCGACGCUCCCGUCCCUGUCGCCGGUUCGGAGCCGCUCGCUGAGCUUCAGCGAGCCCCAGCCAGCGACACCGCUGCUCAAGUCCCACCUGAUCGUCACGUCCCCACCCAGGGUGUCCCUCGGCGCCAGGAAAGUCCGCGGAGAAGCCAAGAAGUGCCGCAAGGUCUACGGCAUCGAGCACCGGGACCAGUGGUGCACGGCGUGCCGGUGGAAAAAGGCUUGCCAGCGAUUCCUGGACUGAGCCCACGGGGCGCCGCGCCGCUCCCGCUGCCAGCGCCCACGGAGCGCCCGCGCCGGCAGCACCGCAGCYGGGACCUCGCCGGUGUCCCCUGCGACACCAGAAGGGACCUCAAGAGCCGCCUGUAAAUCCCCCCCCUUCUGUAUAUUGUACAUCUGCUGGGUUGGUUCUUUACCUUUUUACCUUUUUCCAGAUUUUUUUUUUUAACCAGAAUGAUGAAAAUCUCCCUUUUUACCAUAAAAACAGGGAGGGGGCAACGUGCGGGAGGAAGCUGGUUGUUUGGUGCUCAGGAGAGCUUAGGUGUGAUCUUGGGACCAAAGAGCUUCCCGAUUUUUCCCAGAUCACCGCUAAGAAUCGCCUGGAUUUCCUAGGAUGAGGYGCCGAGGCAGCUUUCCCUGGCCCUACCUAGAAAGUGCAAAUCCCUUACGGGACAGCACUGGUAACGUGCAGAGCUUUAAAACAAAAACGGGCAGGUUGUUGCUAGCAGCACACAGAUGAUCCUGACGGCAGGAAUGGGAGCUCUAGGCUCAUGUCCCACGGUCCUCACUGCGUCUUUUGGAGCUAGGCUAAACCAAAAUAACUGUUAAAAAGCAUACAGUUCUUUUUCCCUAAGCGGGUCAAAGCGGCCCCAAUUCAGCCACACUGAAAUAUUUGCUUUUAGAGCCUCUGGAGCCCUGCAGGACAUGAGCACAUCUGCUAAAAGGACCUGCUUAUGCUGCGGAAGAGACGUGCCAGAAAACCCUGGAGUGCAAAAGCAGCCCUGGGAGAUGCCUCGGUUUUCCAACUUUUUAAAAAAUUAUUAUUUUAAUAUUUGUAUUUGCASUCUUGCAACUGCCCUGACUGUCAGUCAUCGUAGCAGUUGUCUCUAUGCAGGUGUCUCCUCGUAUCUCGUCUCCGCCGCAUCUUCCUGGGUAUUGCACAGGUUUUACCCCCAAAUCAGCCACCGAUUGGGUGGAAAACACCCUAUUUGCCUUUUUUUCCCCCCCACUUUUUUCCGUCUGUGUCAGUGGAGGGUUGGAUUUCCCGUCGUCUUUCUCAAUGGCCAUAAAAUACAACCGAGAGCGGGUGCCUGCAGCCAGCUGGAGCCUGGUUGUGGAYCACACAAUUAAUCUAAAAUAGUAAAAAAACUCAAAUAAUGGGGYUGGGAGAGUAUUAUUACUACUUCUAAAAUUCUCCUGGGUCAACAGGAGUUCUGCCACUAAAGGGGGCAGGCAAAGCAGGUUUAUAUAUAGAUAUAUUACAGGUGCUUGUUGACUUUUUUGUUCUAUUUGUAAUUUUGUCCAUGUGAGCAGUGUGUUGGUUCAGAACCCGACCUUUCUUCCACACCAAACUGGCAGAUGCACAUUGGAAAGCAAGGAGAGAAAAGCAAAGCAGUGCRGUGCCUGCCCUGCGAGCAACACGCCAGGGAGCCUGGUAGGAAAGAGCUGGAAAUUAGGCCGUAGAAAGACAAAAUUCUCUCCUUCUGGGCUGCUUUUGCUCACUGCUUGUGUGGUGGGUGAUGGUCAGUGAUUGCAUUAUUCCAGAAUGGGUGUAAAUUCCCAUAGGUUGGGGAUGAAGGCAAUCAGGAAAGUUCUGCUCGGUGCCUCUCUGUGUGUUUGCUUCCCAAAUAUUCUUCCUAAUUAAAGCUUGGAGCUGUGCAUGGAGCAGGGAAAUAGGGGAGAGAAAGGGAACAAAAUCAUUCGUGUUGUCCUCAGACUUUGUGCCUUUGCUCCUCCCGACCUGUCAGGACACGGGACAGACUGGAGGCUUUUGCUUUGCCCUUUCUGUGCCGUUUUUGCCCCAAAGCAGGAUGAAGGCGACUCCGACCUGGUGGGCUGUCGUCCCUUCCCAAUGCAGCUCUCCUCSGCUUUCCCCUCUUCCUUGCUUCCAUCCUGCUGCUCCCAAGGGUGAGAGCUCAGGAAACUUAAAACAAGCUAUGGGGAGUCGCAGGCAGCUCUUGGUGACAAUCCCAGGAGCCUCGGGAAGGGUUUUAUCCCUGGGAAAGCAGAGUGUCGCAUUGGACAAUCUGGCACCAGCAMCCCAAGCCCUUCCCGUCUCCCACCAAAAUCGUAUUUUUUUUCACUGACAGAAGACCAGAAGAUUACGCUUUAUGUUAAACAUGAUUAAAAUUAAAAAACAAAAAUGAGGUAGGGGGAGAAAAAGGAAGAUUUAAAUAAGUUGGGAAUAAGGGUCAAUGCCAGUUGAGCCAGAGCUCUGGCUGCAUCCUGGAAAGCCGGUCCCGCUCCGGGGGCUCGUGUCCCUCUUGCAGUGCCCCGUCCCCCCUGGCUGCCCUUAACGUGCAGCCACAUCCGGGGGUUUUUCCCCUUGGGAAUAUUUUGUAUCUGGUUGUUUUGGGACUGGUUCAAGGAUGGGCCRGGACAUCCCUGCAGCUUCUCUUCCCACGGGCUUUUUUGCCGACAAAACCGUCCCGACGCUCGUGGCUCUCCUGCUUUUUUUGUGACAUUUACCUUUUUUUACAGGGGAACUGGUAAAGGCUAUUGGAGAGUAUUUUUAUUUUUUACAUUUAGGGAAAAAAAAUAAUAUUUUUGCAGGAAUGACAGCAGACUUCUACAGUGUCCAUCUGAUUUGGUGGCAUUUGGCUUCCCUCACCCCCUCCCUUAUCUUUACUAUUAUUUUUAACCUUGCUUCCAAGCAGAUCCUGACCAUUUGAC
Messenger RNA from Nothoprocta perdicaria, 3707 nucleotides. RefSeq names its product zinc finger protein 395 (gene ZNF395). The coding region runs from base 1 to 1059 and encodes 352 amino acids. The record is from RefSeq and is a predicted model, not a curated record. Gene Ontology annotation, biological process: regulation of transcription by RNA polymerase II. Gene Ontology annotation, cellular component: nucleus. The transcript is spliced from 8 exons. Gene Ontology annotation, molecular function: RNA polymerase II cis-regulatory region sequence-specific DNA binding; DNA-binding transcription factor activity. Lineage: Eukaryota; Metazoa; Chordata; Aves; Tinamiformes; Tinamidae.